Pocillopora meandrina is the source of this 7591-nucleotide messenger RNA. Lineage: Eukaryota; Metazoa; Cnidaria; Anthozoa; Scleractinia; Pocilloporidae. The record is from the annotation of a GenBank genome assembly.
AUGAGUUGGCUUUUUUUCCCUUCAAACUCCAGUAGAUAUUUAUUAUGGAAAAAGGAAGAUUUUCGAAAAGUUUCACAUUCCCAGCGACUGCAACUGAAAAAAAAAUACAUUGGCGUGAAGAACAAAAAUAAUCAUAACAGUCUCCCAAUCGACCCUACAACCUUUUCUGUUGACGUUCAUUUGAAGUUAUCUUAAUCUCAUGCUCCCUUAUGAUCAUGGGAUAUUUACUGUAUUCCUUGCCUCUCGUCUGUUGACCGUAAUUGUUAUUAUCUAAUUAUUGACGUAAUAAUUUGCGGCCGAUUUGUCUUAUUCUUGUGCGUAUCUGUUUACUGCAUUUCCCUCGAAAUGUCAAAGUGUCCGACUUGUAACAAAGAUGUGUUCUUUGGUAAGUAAAAACUGCCUUAGAGGGGUUUAUUUAAAUCAACACCGCUCGCAUAAAAACUACACGCGCGCUGUUCAAAUUUCUGUCAACUUGAUAUUUGUAUUUUCAGUAUCUGUCCUUUUUGCUUUCUACGCGUUGAAUUUCAUCAAUUUUGAUUCAUGGACUCUUAACUUGACGUUGUUAGUAGAAAAUUAUCAAUAAAAUCUUGUUCAGUAGCUGAAGUAAUGGCAUAACAAAUAUUUACAGAUUUGGAAAAUGCGUUGGCUUACGCAGGUCGGGAGAUUAUUUCAUUCGCUAUCUUCGUACACGAAUAAUUUUAUUUCGGUAUUGUCGCUCAUUUCUAGCUACUCAGUAUAUAGGUCAAAGCCUCAUUAUAGGACAACAAGAUUAACAGUUAGUUGUUAAACAAACUCUUUGUGUAGCGGAGAUUGUUAAACUAAUUGAAAUAGUUGUCUGGGGCUAAAAAAGAUCUUGACUUUAUUGAUUUAUCUUUUUAUCGCGAGUGAAACCCGUGUCUGAUUAAAAACUCUCUCGUUUUUCUUCAUUUCUAGCCGAAAAAGUGUCUUCUUUAGGAAAAGACUGGCACAGGGGCUGUUUAAAAUGUACAAGAUGCGGGAAAACGCUCACUUCAGGUGGCCAUGCAGAGGUACUUUGUCUGUUUCCUCUCAACCUAUCUUGUGCUGCGGUUUACCUUUUAAAGUUCGGAAUCUGAAGAAUUUGUCAAAAGUUAAUCUAAACAGGGGGUAAUUUAUAUGAAAUCAAUCAUCUGAUUAUAAUUAUCAAAUUCCCUCUUACACUCUUACAACAUGCUAAGAUAAACAUUUAUUGGUGAACUUUCUGGCUACCAUUUGUAGUAAAUUAUUUUGAAAUGCGCGGGGUUGAAUACUUUGCACCUUUCAGUCAAUCUGAAAUUUGAAUUUGCACUUUUCAUGCAAUUAAGCAGUAACUUUUAGUGGUUCUUUUAUUCAUCAAUUGUCGUUUUGUGGUGACAAACGAUUCAAAAGAUUGACAGGUGCUGUCUAUAUGAUUUAUAGUACAAAUGGAAUAAAUUAAGAUUCUUAACCCUCUCUACAUGCACAGGAGUUCUCUGAGUCAGAGUGAAAUUAAUUUUUCUGUGCUAUAAAAAUUCCUAAAUCUGUUCAAUUCAUGACUGUUUUAUAUGUUUCGUUUUUGAAGUUGAAUCCACAGAUCUGAACAAUAAUAAUUAUGGUUUCUUACACAAUAUCCAUGACCUCUUUCUCAAAGGUUUUCUUUUUUCUUACUUUUUUUUCCACUUGGGCCUCCACCCUACCCUGAGGGGAAUUCCAAUUCUGCUUCAAACUUUCCUUCCUUCCCUCAAAGUAUUUUCUUCCUUUUUUUUCCUUUUAAACCUCUACCCUACCCUGAGGGAAAUUUUAAUUUUGUUCUAUACUUUCCUUCUUUCCCUCUGAGGUUUUUUUUUUCUUCCUUUUCUGCAUUUGAACAUCUUCUCUACCUUUAGGGAGAUUCUAAUUUAGCUUCCUAUUUUUCCUCAGAGUUUUUUUUCCACUUGAACCAUCACCCUCCCCUACUUCACACUCUUCUUCCUUCCAUCAAAGCUUUUUUUUUUUUUCAUUUGAACCUUCUCCCUGAUGGAGGGAAUUUCCAAUUACACUUCACAUUUUUUCAUUUUCCCUAAAGGUUUAUUUUCCCAGACCCCCAAACACCUUGGAAUUACAAAUGAUCCUUCAUGGAGUGGGUAGAGAACACAUUCCGACCCAUCCCCUUCUGCUGAUAAAUCACAUUGCAAUGUUAUGUCUAGUUUAUAUCACUGAAAUAUGAAUUGAAUACAAUAGAUUGAAUCCCUUUUUUUAAGCGUGUGGUAGAAAUCUAGCUCCCAAGUUGUGUGCACCACUUGAUCAACUUUCCAUUGCAUGAAAUGACUAGCCAUAAUACCACAUCCCCAGGAUAGUUGGAAAGUCCUUUACAGACCCCCCAUCCCUCCCCCACUCCUUGAAGUCCUGUACUUCACUGUGGUUGACCUGGCAGACCCAAUUACCCUGCACCCUGUGUCUGCCGUGCUAGGAACGCAACAACAAUAUCAACACAAUAUCAAACAGACAAGUGAUAAGAUUAAAGAAAAAUAUAAAUUAGGGGAUCAAUGGUUGAUUUAAUACCAAAUACUUGGAACUAAUAUUGUAGGAAUUGUAUAGCAUCAGCAGUAAAAGGGUUAAAGAACUCAACACAAUAAUCACAUAUCAGAAUACCAAUGCAACCCUUUCUUGAUUCUAGAGUCCCAUGACACUGUGUCACUGACAGUUUUGCUCAGAUGAUUGCUUUUUUUGGUAUUUGCAGAAGGAUGGUAAACCAUACUGCCAUAUCCCAUGUUACAGUCACUUGUUCGGCCCUAAAGGGUAUGGUCAUGGUGGAACAGAAUCACACUCAUACAACUAAGGAUGUCAAGUUAUCAUUCCUGAAGAGCAUUUUGGUAGGUGAGAUUUCAAGGCACAUACACUUUAACUCUCAAAAGUGAUUAACAUAAAACUUCUCCCUACAAUAUCCAUACAUUCUUCAGCAAACAGGUAAUGAGAAUAUUCAAACUUAUCAGGUAGAAGCUGCUAUCUUGAUCUAGCAGCAAGUUCUCACAAUUAAUUUACAAGGAAAUGAGUCGCAGCUAGAGGGGAGAAUUAACAAUCAGAUCUUGGGAGUUAAAGGGUUAAUUAUCAUAUGACCCCCUAUGGCCCUGCUGGUGCUUUUACUGAAAAACAUUAUCCACAAAUUUGCCUUAUGGGGGCUGUAUUUGAUAAUGUAAACCUGCGAGCAGGUAGAAGUUAUCAUGAUGAUUUAAUGCCUAAUUCUUGUUACUAAUUUACAAGGAAAUAUGCAGCAGCUAGAGGGGAGAAUUAACAAUUAGAUCUUGGGAGUUAAAGGGUUAAAGAAGAAAGUGUAAAAAUAUAGAAUGAUGGCAAUAUUAUAACAUGCUUAUUGACUCAGUUAACUUGGGAAGAACAGGAAAGUCUUUGGCUCUUAAAGGUCAUGGCACUUAUUUCUUCACCCCAACUUUUUCGUUAGCCAUGGUGACCAAAUUGGUCACAGCUCAGAGUACUGGGAGAUGUAAAUCAUGGUCUAAAUAAAGGUUGACUUAAUUGAUAGGAAAGGGCUCCAAAGCAUCUCAAUUAAUUAAGAAAGUGCAGGGGUUAAUCCACAAAACCUAAAGACUGAUAUCUAAUUUCUUCAUACAGUAUCUCCCCUAAAUCAAAUGUUAAGGUCAGGGAAAUAAAGAAAAUGAUCUCCAAAGGGAGGAGCGCUUGAUUAUUUGACAAAUUCUCUUAUCAGUACCAUAGGAAAUGUACAGAAUAUGAAUCAGAAUAUGCAUCCAGAUGUAAGGGUGCUUAGGGUUAAUGUUAGUGUCCAUGGACCAGGUUUGAAAAAAAAGAUAUGAAAGGCAUGAUUGUUGUUAGUUUUUGAGCUUUAUGAAUGUUUAUGUUUGUUUUCCUUUUACAGGUUAGAGAGAGAGUACAGUUUGCGUUAAGAUAUAUUUACUUUAUUAGUUACCUUUGUUCACUUUUUGGAAUGAUGCAAGAAUAAAGGUUGACAAUAAAGUAAAGUUUGUUUUGUGACAGAGUCAGUUAUUUCACCGUAGGGUGGGGUUUGUUCGCCCGCGUGAGAGCAAAGCAAGCCGGUGAGAGGUUUCGAAGGAUCAGGCGCCAAUAAUGAGGCCUCCAGCGAUAAAAUGCUAAAAUAUACCACGCGGUGUGUAUACUAAUCGGUUCGCCUGGAAUAAAUACAAAGCUGAAACCAAUGGCAACUUGAUCAAACGCGGGAUUUCUCGCUUCUGGCAAUUUUUUUCCCUUUGUGUGAGCCAUUGAGGGAUUUUCAAUCGGGCCAAUCAAAAUCCACGGAUGCUUUUGGUCUUGCUUCACUACGAACCAUAACAAUUCACGCCAUUCUCUCAGCCAAUGAAAUGCAUAGCUGAAACCAAUCGCGACUUGUUCACCGGUGGGUUUUCCCGCGCUUCAAUCAGUCUGCGUGUUUCUACUUUGAGUUCUCAUUGGCUGGCUUCUUGUGAUAUUUUCCUUUAUUCUAAUUGGUCGCGCUCUGAUGGGCUCCCUGUGACAUUUUCUCUACCCAGAUCGGUCGUAGGGAUUAGUUCGGUUUUGGCUUUAGUACAUCCAAUCAAAACGCGCUCUGAAGUACAUGUGGAUGGUUUUGGUAGUCGUAUGUAGACGGAAAAGAUUAAGGUGCCUUAUGAGAUAGAUAUGAAUUGAAUGAAGAUCUUUUGAGCUUUAAAACUAAUCCAACCACUCCUCUCUAAUCAAUCUUAUUAAGGCACUUCCUUGCUUUAAGCUAACAGAGGCUAAUACAAAGCUUAUGUUAAUCUCAUCGAGUGGCAUGGGAGUGGCUAAAACCUGACGGUAAGAUCGAAGGAUACUGUGGGAUACUUAUAUACCUUAAUUUUUACCAACGAGAUACCAAUGUACCUAUAAACUUUUUAAAAACGUUCUCAACAAAUUCAUGAAAAUAUUGUGCACCAAAAGUGAAUAUAAAGACCACGAAUACCUGAAGAACUCAAACAUCCGGCUUGCGAGCAUUCCCUCUGUUAUCGCUGCAGGACACAUGGGUUAUCAGUCCCAGACCCCUUACAUACCUCUCGCCAGCUCAUGUUGUUCAAGGCCUUGUGCUGAACCGCCGAUAAUAAGAGCGCGCUCGCAGUCUAUAAAACACCCGGCGGGGCUUGGUUUCGACACAAUACACGUCAAACUGAGUAUAACAAAGCACGCUUCAGUCAAUCUUCUCUGCUGAAUAAUCGACUCCGCGUGAGGCCUUUGACAAAUCAACUGUUCUAUCGACAAAACAAUUUUCUUUUGUGCUUUCAUGCACACAGGUUACCCUACGGCGACAUCUUCAGUGGCUAGACUGUCAUAAUCUGUGUAUCAACGUUUCAAAUCAACAUUUUCUUGUACUCAACCUCUUAUGGUGUUUUUAUUUUAGUUUCAACAAUAGUUUGUACGAUUUUUAAUUCAGUUUUAAAUUCUGAAACCUCAGAAUACUGAUGGAAAAUCUUAUGUUAUUUUCGUAUGUUAAUUUUGAGAGAGCAUAAUAGCCAUAUGAGAACUCUUGAACAUUACCAGAUGUUCAGGUGAUAUUUUUUAUGAAAACUUAUGAUCAAUGAUUCGGCCUCAUUUUAAAAGGAAGUGUUUACUAAAAUGCUCUUCUUUCCUCUCUUCUCGUACAAUUGAGAGAACUAGAAAAAAGAAGAGAAAACUGUGUCUACUGUUUGUUAUUUUAUAUCGGAUGUACAAAAACUCGCAAAAAGUUCUUUUGUACGCUAGUAUUCAACAUUACUUUUCUGUAAGGGGACCUCGGGCAUGAAGAAUACGAGCAACCCCCCUUUUCGGUAGUCGCGUGAGACAAAAAAAACUCAACAAAAAAAAAAGUUGAUUUUAGCACUAAAAUCGUUCUUUUAAGCUGAGUUUUCUUGACUCGCGCGACUGAUUUCCCCAAAAAAGAAAGGACUGCUCGGAGUGUAAUGGGCAAGCUAAAUUUAACAUUUUUCUCGGAACAAGACACGGUUUUAGAUGUAUAGACUAACCAGCUAAACUACGAUGCUCAUUCAAAAUUGAUCGAUCCUUUUUUUUUUUCCUUUUCCAUCUCCUCGUGUUGGAAGCGUUACCCACGCGCAUUCUUAUUGGACAAAGAAGAAGAUCACCCGGUGAAAAUAUAUGCAAUUUGUAUUCAAAUGGACUGUCUUCUUAUAACAACAGGCAGGUGCGAGUUCGGAAAACGCCAAGCGAUCUUGAUUUCACAACCAGGAAGAAAACUUUUUGGAUCUGCUUUGAGAACAGCAAGAAUCUAUCUGGAUCAUGUCGCGAAAGUGUCCAACUUGCGAGAAGACCGUCUACAUGGGUAUGCUCUUAAUUUUUUGUCGAUCAUUUGAAAAUUUGGGAUCUGUUGUUUUGACUUCGACGCGCGCUUUUCCCGAGUGUUAUUUGCAUCCGUGAUGUGAACGACUCACGAUAAAAGCUGGAGAAUUCUUCGUUGCUUAUGACCUUCAUUGAUGCUUCUGGCGUUAAAUGGAAAACGUUCUCACGAAAUUUUUUGUCAAUGCGUAAAAAAUUAAAGAUUUUGUUCUUCGAUGAUCAUGAUCUCGUAUUCAUAUCUGCCAUUUCUUUGACAGGCGAGAAAAAAGAGUCUGUUGGAAAUUGGUAUCAUCCAUUGUGUCUAAAAUGUAAGAAGUGUGGCAGGCAGCUUGCGAAAGGAAACCACGCUGAGGUCUGUUGAUUAACUGCACUUUUCCCCACUAUUUGAGCGUAUGCUUUGCUUUGACAAGCCAAGAUUUCGAUUUGAUGCAAAUUCAAUACAAAAAUGUCUGAAAGUACGCUCUUGUUUAUAUAUGAUAUUGGAUGUCGUGACUUGAAUUCAUUUACCUAAAAUUAAGCUUAAGGUAACAAACCACACCUAAAGAAUUCGCAUUUGUUUUAUCGUGUUACCAGAACCUAUGAGGUAAGUCAACGAGAUCAUUCAGAGAGAGGUCAGCCAUCGAAAGAGGCGACCCUUCAAUAGUUGCAAAUUGGAGACUUCUCGUUUUAUCAGGAAACAAAGAAAACUCCCUUGCUCAUAUACAAAAUAAACAGAGAGGGUGAACUGUGCCGUUGGUAAAUGUUUCAAAUUUUUGAUUAACCUGUGGAUAGGUUUUCUUAUUUGUCUUGAUUUAGUUUCUUCAAACGGCCUAUGUACAGUGACCUUCAUUUACGAUAGUAAAGGGGUGCUAAAUAGGGAAUUAUUACAGUUUCGUAUCCUGGGGGGGGAUUAAUAACCAGCUUAAUUGCUGGCUACAUUUUCCGAAGAUUAGGGAAUUUUCGUCUGGGAGGACGAAGUACGCUAUUGCUUAGGCCUCCUCUGCCCCUAGUUCCCCCGCCUAUGUUGAGUUAUUCGUCCCGUCUUAUUCCCUUAGACUAGAAACCUCAAGUCAUACUCGUUUCCAGGAUUACUCUUCUCCCCGCUGGAGGGAGGGGAGCGGGAAGAGGAAGAAGAAAGACCCUGAAAACGAGGUUAACCUUUGGUCUAAAAUUGCUGUUAAUCGGAGGGUGCAAUAUAUUUGUUUGAUCUUCUCUUGACGGAAAAUUUUCGUUUUAAAUUGUUCGAUGUUUUCAGCGCAAGGGUCAGCCAUACUGUCAUAAUCCUUGUUAUGCCUCAGAGUUCGGCCCUGGAGGAUUCGGACAUGGCGGAACGGAGUCACACAAGUACUGA